Messenger RNA from Python bivittatus (Burmese python), 1491 nucleotides. RefSeq names its product cytochrome P450 2J4-like. Gene Ontology annotation, molecular function: oxidoreductase activity, acting on paired donors, with incorporation or reduction of molecular oxygen, reduced flavin or flavoprotein as one donor, and incorporation of one atom of oxygen; iron ion binding; heme binding. The record is from RefSeq and is a predicted model, not a curated record. Gene Ontology annotation, biological process: xenobiotic metabolic process. NCBI's taxonomy places the organism in Eukaryota, Metazoa, Chordata, Lepidosauria, Squamata, Pythonidae. Gene Ontology annotation, cellular component: intracellular membrane-bounded organelle; cytoplasm.
AUGGGGCAAUUGUGGACAUUUCCAAUGGUUCUGCUUCUGCUGCUGGGUCUUUUAGUUGUGUACUUUCUGAAACAAUUCUGGUUGCGCAGAAAAUAUCCUCCUGGACCUUUUCCACUUCCUUUAAUUGGAGUCAGCUGGCAGACUGGUUUUAGACUUACUCCUGAUAUUCUAAUUCAGCUCGCAAAACGUUAUGGAAAUAUUUACAUGAUACUGGUUUGGAAUUUGCCCAUAAUAGUACUGUCUGGAUACCACGUAGUAAAACAUGGGUUGAUCAACCAUUCUGAAGACUUCUCUGAGCGAGUAGAGACCCCCUUUUUAAAGACUCUUUCCAAAGGAAAGGGUAUUAUUCUUUCCAAUGGUCACACAUGGAAGCAGCAAAGGAGAUUUGGUUUACUUAUUAUGCGAAAACUUGGAGUGGGGAGGAAAGGCAUCGAGAGUCAAAUAGAAGAAGAGGCCCAUCGGCUAGUGGAGAUCUUUGCCCAUUCAAAGGGUCAGCCCCUGGAUCCUUUAUUGCCAAUCACUAAUGCUUUCUUCAAUUUGAUAGCCACCUUGGCGUUUGGGUACCGAUUCUCUCUUGAAGAUGAAAACUUCCAGAAACUAACAGAAGCCAUACAUUUUGGUUCAAGAUUUGUAGGUAGCUUCUUUCAUGUUAUGUAUGAAAUACUUCCCUGGCUGAUGCGACAUAUUCCUGGGCCUCAUCAAAAGACAUUGUCCUACGUUGAGUUUAUAUAUGGAUUGGCAAAGGAGGAGAUAGAGAAGCACAAGGAACACCAGUCCUUGCACGAACCCCGGGAUUUCAUUGAUCACUAUCUUCUUCAGCUGAACAAAAGCAAGAGUGAUCCCAGCAAUACCUAUGAUGAAGAUAAUUUGGCUGAGUGUAUUGUCGAUUUUUUUAUAGCUGGGACAGAGACAAGUGCCACCAGUUUGCAGUGGGCACUGCUUUUCAUCACAAAUCAUCCAGAUGUCCAAGAUAAAGUGUACAAGGAGAUGGAAAAUAUUUGUUGUUCCUCGGGUUCAAUCUGCUAUCAAGAUCGAAAGAAACUACCCUAUACCAAUGCUGUGAUUCAUGAGAUCCAGCGUGCCUAUUAUGUCUUAAGUUUUGGCCUUGCCAGAAGAUGCAGGAAGGAUGUGAACAUGCUUGGUUUUCACAUUCCAAAGGGGUCUAUAAUUGUCCCUGAUCUCCGUUCAGUUCUUCUUGAUCCCAUGCAGUGGGAGACACCUGAAAAAUUUAACCCCAAUCAUUUUUUGGACAAAGAUGGAAAUUUUGUGGCUAGAGAAGAAUUUCUUCCAUUUGGAGCAGGGGCUCGUGUGUGUUUAGGGGAGCAGAUGGCGAGGAUGGAGAUUUUCAUUUUCUUUACCAACCUGCUGAGGAAGUUCAGGUUCCAGCUGCCUAAAGGAGUUAAACAAUUCAGUCAAGAACCUAUGAACGGACUUACAGUGCAUCCCCAUUCUUAUAAACUCUGCGCUGUUCCUCGCCACACUUCAUUGUAA